Oryza sativa Japonica Group (Japanese rice) is the source of this 2385-nucleotide messenger RNA. RefSeq names its product probable glucan endo-1,3-beta-glucosidase A6. Gene Ontology annotation, molecular function: hydrolase activity, hydrolyzing O-glycosyl compounds. The record is from RefSeq and is a predicted model, not a curated record. Gene Ontology annotation, cellular component: plasma membrane. NCBI's taxonomy places the organism in Eukaryota, Viridiplantae, Streptophyta, Magnoliopsida, Poales, Poaceae. Gene Ontology annotation, biological process: carbohydrate metabolic process.
CUCGCCGCCGCCGCCGCCGCCGCCUUCCUCCUCGCCGUCGCCAUGUCGUGCCAUUGCCAUGUGGCGCGAGGGUGGGGCGGACUCGGCGUCAACUACGGCACGGUCGCCGACGACCUCCCCACGGCGGCGCGCUCCGUCGAGCUCCUCCGCGCGGCGGGCGCGGGGGCGGUGAGGAUCUACGACGCGAACGCGGACAUCCUGCGCGCGCUCGCCGGGACGGGCGUGCCGGUGUCCGUCACGGUGCCGAACGACGCCAUCCCGUCGCUCGCCGCGGCGGCGUCGCCCGCCGCCGUGGACGAGUGGGUGGCGCGCAACCUCGCGCCGCACAUCCCGGCGGCGCGGGUGCUGUGCCUGCUCGUCGGGAACGAGGUGCUCUCCGACCGCGCCACCGCGGGGACCGCGUGGCCCAGCCUCGUGCCGGCGAUGGCCAACCUCCGCCGCGCGCUCUCCGCGCGCGGUCUCGGCCGCGUCAAGGUCGGGACGACGCUCGCCAUGGACGCGCUCGGUACCUCCUACCCGCCGUCCGCCGGCGCGUUCCGCGACGACAUCGCCGGCGCCGUCGUGCGGCCGCUGCUCGAGUUCCUGAACGCCACGGGCUCGUACUACUUCGUCGACGCCUACCCGUACUUCGCCUGGGCGGCGAACCACCGCUCCAUCUCGCUGGACUACGCCCUGUUCCAGGGCGAGGCGAGCACCCACUACGUCGACCCGGGCACGGGCCUCACAUACACCAACCUGUUCGACCAAAUGCUCGACGCGGUCGUCGCCGCCAUGGCGAGGCUCGGGUACGGGAACGUGAAGCUGGCGGUCUCGGAGACCGGGUGGCCGACCGCCGGCGACGCGGACGAGCUCGGCGCGAACGUCCACAACGCCGCCACCUACAACCGCAACCUCGCCGCGCGGAUGGCCAAGAACCCCGGCACGCCGGCGCGGCCGGGAGCCGAGAUACCGGUGUUCCUCUUCUCCCUCUACAACGAGAACCGCAAGCCGGGGCCGGGCACCGAGCGGCACUGGGGUCUCUACUACCCGAACGCGACGUGGGUCUACGAGGUGGACCUCGCCGGGCGGCGGCCGGCGGCGUCGUACCCGCCGCUGGCGCCCACGCCGCCGGCGCCGGACCAGGACGGGACUCCCGUGUGGUGCGUUCUUGCCGGCGGCGGCGGCGAGGCGGCGAACGAGACGGCGGUGGCGGCCGCCGUGGAGUACGCGUGCCGGCAGCGGAGCGGGACGUGCGCCGCCAUCGAGGCCGGCGGCGAGUGCAACCAGCCGGACACGCUCGCCGCGCACGCGAGCUACGCGUUCAAUGCGUAUUGGCAGCUGUUCAGGAAAGCUGGUGGCACCUGCUACUUCAACGGCCUUGCAGAGAAGACCACCAUAGAUCCAAGCCAUGGAUCUUGCAAGUUCAUUAGUUCUUUGGAUUAGUUAUAUGCAAAAGAAGAUUGACAGAGCACGAUGACUGGAUUAGGAGGAAUGAAGGUCAUUGCCUAUAUGACCUCAGAUUAAUUGUUCUACAUGCCUCUGAAGCAAGCAAAGAAUCACCUGUGAUUGAUCAGCUUCAAAUUGAUCUCAGUUUUUAACCAAGUUUUUUUAUAACUUUUUUUAACCAAGUUAAAUUUUGUUUCCUCAUCUUUCUCCUCAAAAAGUAAAAGAAAAUGUUAGUUCAAAACCCAAAAUGAGUAGCUUUAAUUAUAUGUCAUUCACUUGGAUUCAAGUUCUGCUUGUUUGGUAGAUACCAGGAUUACCCUUAGACAUUGUUCGGUUAAUCCCCAAGAGAAAAAGAUUAGUGUGACUGAUGGAAAUUAAUGUGGAAUUAUUCCUCUCUAAAUUUUGCUCAAUCCUCUUAUUGAUGGGAUUAAACAAUUCUCCUCAAUCCUCUUAUAAUAAGAAAAGAGGAGUAAGGUUGUGCUAGUUUGUGCCUGUUGGGAGCCUAUCCCUCCGGCACGAAAAACGAAAUAGCUUAUUAUCGCAUAAUUAAUUAAAUAUUAGCUAAAACUAACUUAAAAAAUGGAUUAAUAUAAUUAUUUAAGCAACUUUCCUAUAAUUUAUUUUUGCAAAAAACAUACCGUUUAGUAGUUUGAAAAGUGUGCUCGCAGAAAACGAUGUAGAUUAGUUGAGAACAACCCAAAAGAACACAGCUUAAGUCUGCUUUGCUUAGCAAAGUAACCGGACAAUAACCGUAUGUAAGGGAAACCUAGUUGAUACGCAACUUUGACACAACCAAAAUAACAUAAACAAAACUACAAAAGCGUAGCAUCAAAAACAAAAUUGUGGGUGACCGUUCGUUGGUUGGAAGAGUAGGCAAAUCAAUCGAACAAUUUUUUUGUACUUUACAAACAUGGCCAAACAAUCUCUGAAGAAACUUUGUCGUGAGCUGUUGCAACGUGA